UCAUGAAUAAUUAAUUGACGUCGUAAUCUGACGCAACCUCCGCUCUGAGAUUCUGCUCCCGGUGCGAAGGGCAGUGUAGUAAUUCGGAUUCGGUUAAACCUUUCACCUCACAAACAAAACCAACAGCAAGGUCCGUAGCAAACAGCUGCCAUGCGGAGCUUGUUCCUGUUCCCGCUGCUCGUGCUCCUGCUCUCCGGCGCCUCUGCGCGCUUCGAUGACUUUGACGAAGGUGAUGACCUGGUGGAGUUCGACGAUAAUGACUUUGCCGAGUUCGAGGAUGUGAGCGAGGACCCGCCAACCGAGCCGCCGGCACGAACCGUCACCACAGAGGAUGAUGAGGACGAAGCCACUGUAGAGGUGGAGGACAACCAGGAGGACUUUGAGGACUCUGAGACACCGGAUGAAGACAUCUAUAAGUACGAUGCAGAGGAGUUUGAAGGUUUUGAGAAAUCAAACCCUUCAUUCAAUGACCCCAUCAACAUCCUCACGGUGCCCUCUCAUCUGCAGAACACCUGGGAGAGCUACUACAUGGAGAUCCUGAUGGUGACCGGGCUGCUGGCUUACAUCAUGAACUACAUCAUUGGCAAGAACAAGAACAGCCGGCUGGCCCAGGCCUGGUACAACUCGCACAAGGAGCUGCUGGAGAGCAACUUCGCUCUCGUGGGGGACGAUGGGACGAGCAAGGAAGCGCUAAGCACCGGGAAGCUGAACCAGGAGAAUGAGCACAUCUACAACCUGUGGUGCUCCGGGCGGGUGUGCUGUGAGGGCAUGCUCCUCCAGCUCAAGUUUCUGAAGCGCCAGGACUUGUUGAAUGUACUUGCCAGAAUGAUGAAGCCAGCGUGUGACCAAGUGCAAAUCAAAGUAACACUGAAUGAUGAAGAUAUGGACACGUUUGUGUUCGCUGUUGGCACGAAGAAGGCAAUGGCCCGGAUGCAGAAGGAGAUGCAGGACCUGAGUGAGUUCUGCAGUGACAAGCCCAAAUCAGGGGCGAAGUAUGGGCUUCCAGAGUCUCUAGCGAUCUUGUCUGAGUUGGGAGAGGCAACUGAAGGAGUUAUGGACAACAAGAUGGUGCAUUUCCUCACCAACCAUGCCGACAAAAUCGAGUCCAUCCAUUUCUCAGACCAAUUCUCUGGUCCAAAAAUUAUGCAAGAGGAGGGUCAGCCUUUAAAGCUGCCAGAAACUAAGAAGACCCUUUUGUUUACAUUUAAUGUGCCAGGGAUGGGAAACACGUCUCCCAAGGACAUGGAGGCCUUGCUGCCCCUGAUGAACAUGGUCAUCUUCAGCAUCGACAAGGUCAAGAAGCUGCACCUCAACAGAGAGGGAAAGCAGAAGGCUGAGAAGAACAGGGCUCGAGUGGAGGAGAACUUCCUGAAGCAAACCCACGGUCAGAGACAAGAGGCAGCACAGUCCCGCCGUGAAGAGAAGAAGAGAGCUGAGAAAGAGAGGAUCAUGAGCGAGGAGGACCCUGAGCGACAACGCCGCCUAGAGGAGGCAGCGCAGCGCCGGGAACAGAAGAAGAUUGAAAAGAAACAGAUGAAGAUGAAGCAGAUUAAAGUGAAGGCCAUGUAGCCCGAGCCAGCUGCACGUUGCAGCCCUCUUUGUGUCCCUGGGUCCCUGGGACUGCCUCCACUCCCAUUGAGACGUCACUAGAGCUUCUGCAACUGGCCUCACUAACCCUGCUUUACUCUACUGUUUCAGAAGUUUAGAAUGGAGUCCUGGGACAACUCCACCACAGGGUAUGCUUCUCUCUGUCUCUUUCUGUCUGUGUCACUCAGUAUCACACUUCAGUGUCUGUACAUCGCAGGUAAUGUUUUUUCACAGAUAAGAGUGGGAUUAUUUUGAUAAACUGGGGAGGGUUGGUAUAAGAUUUCCAAAGCUUUAUUUCUGUUUUAUUUUUUAUUUGUUAUUAUGCCCUCUGGACAAGAUGUGUAUAUAUAACUAUGGUGGUUCUCACACAAUAGUGACCUUUGGUUUUAUAUAACCCACAUGUUAAGCUAUUUGUGUACCUGCUUAAAACUUAAAUAAAACACUUGAGUAUGUUUGUACAUGUGUGCAUGUAUACUGAUUUCAGGGGAGGUAUGUGCUAAUAAUUACAGUAGAAUUGGAAGCUGCUGUUUAUGCAUUGUGAUUUAGCUGCCUGUUCAUUUCUAUCUUGGCUGGUUUGAGGCUGUGCAUUUUAAAUACACAAGCUUGAUUAGUUCCUGGAUGAUGGAUAGUUGCAUUCUGUAUAGACAGUACAAAGGGCAGUGAAGAAUGUAAGCCAUUACAACAUUUAUGAUUUUUGCUGCCUAAUUUAUACAGAAGUUAAUGAACACGAGUGUGUGUGUGGAAGUGGAAGCGCUGUGUGGCAUUCCUGGGAUUCUCUUCCAGAGGGGCAGGCUCUCGGCUUCAUAUGCUCUUUCUGUGUUGCAGCCAAAAAGAUGAUUUGGAAUGAAAUGUUAAUGAAUCUGUAGUCACAUUGGAAAUGCAAAACCUAUAACUGAUUAAAGCAAUUGUAAUAGUUGGAAUUUUAAUUAAAGUUUUUUUUUUUCUGAA
Messenger RNA from Acipenser ruthenus (sterlet), 2535 nucleotides. RefSeq names its product coiled-coil domain containing 47 (gene ccdc47). Gene Ontology annotation, molecular function: calcium ion binding. Bases 151 to 1569 code for a protein of 472 amino acids. Lineage: Eukaryota; Metazoa; Chordata; Actinopteri; Acipenseriformes; Acipenseridae. The transcript is spliced from 13 exons. Gene Ontology annotation, biological process: endoplasmic reticulum calcium ion homeostasis. The record is from RefSeq and is a predicted model, not a curated record. Gene Ontology annotation, cellular component: endoplasmic reticulum.